Molecule: messenger RNA, 210 nt
Organism: Emiliania huxleyi CCMP1516
Lineage: Eukaryota; Haptophyta; Isochrysidales; Noelaerhabdaceae
Exons: 2
Coding region: 1-210 (69 amino acids)
Source: RefSeq, a predicted model, not a curated record
AUGGCUGCCUCGCAGACGACCAUGGUGUGUACCUGUGGCCCGGAUUGCACGUGCACCGAUGGAUCUUGCGGGUGCGGGACCGGAAGCUGUGCGUGCGACCCGGGCGCGUGCCCCGCAAAGAAGCAGAAGGAGCUGCAAAACAAGAUCUUCGUCGGCGGAGCGAUCGCGGUCGCUCUCAUCGCGACGGCGAUGAUCGUCAUGAAGAAGUGA